This is a messenger RNA of Penicillium daleae, 834 nucleotides long. RefSeq lists its product as uncharacterized. Bases 1 to 834 code for a protein of 277 amino acids. Lineage: Eukaryota; Fungi; Ascomycota; Eurotiomycetes; Eurotiales; Aspergillaceae. The transcript is spliced from 3 exons. The record is from RefSeq and is a predicted model, not a curated record.
AUGAGUGCAAAGCCUGAAGUCCCCGAUGCAUGGGAUGUGGACUGGGAGUCCCAAGCUGAUAAACUCGGGGACCAGCCUACCCCGCCGCCUGAGAAGAAAGUCUCCUCCAAAGUCUCCAAAGCCCAGCGCAGAGCUCAGCAGGCGGAGUUUAACCGGCAAUUAUGGGCGGAAGCUGAAUCCCCGCAGACAUUCCACUAUGUCGAAGCUCGAUCCGACGUACCCCUCAAACAAGACUUUAAACCGGCUGUCACACUCCUUAGUCGCCGGCCUCAAAUUGCCUCUCGGCAGUCAUCGUCUUCCGGUGGGAUAGAUGGGGCGACUGCUGGCAUCGGACAACUGGGCCUGGAUGAUGAGGGCGACUCAGAUGAGGACUCCAACAAGCCUCGUCAACCAACCUUCGAGGAACGGCAAGCGAUAGCUCUCAAAAACCGUGAGGAGAGGCAGCGGAAAUAUGAAGAGGCGCGAGAAAGGCUGUUUGGUAGCCCUUCUGCAACAACUUCGGGCAACUCGUCUCCAGGAAGUACAACUCCCCCUCGCCAAAACCAGCCUGGUGAGGGACGAGGAAAAGGAAAGGGCCGAAGCGGCCAGCGGGAUUACAAAGAGAAGAGAGAUUCCUCCACUGCCUCGAACAAGUCGAGACAGCAGCUCUACGAUCCAACAAGUCCAAACAGAUUGAACGGAUCGACCAUACAGAGGCGAGAUCGUCCUCAGGGGGACCGAAAUGACACCGACAAGCAGAAUGCUCCUCAGCAGCCAUUGCGAAACCCUCGAGGUCCUGAUGGAAGUGGAAGGGGCGGCUUUGGAUUUGGUACCAGGGGCGCUCGUGGGGGCUAA